GAAUAUCCCACUCAUCAACCUGUCUUCAUUCCAUGCAUAAAACACCGUUGCAUUGUUGCUGAUUAUCGCAUCAAGCUCCUUCGCAAUGGUUUAAAUUCAUGAGCAUCUACUCUCCUCUGCUACUGGACCACCACGCGCGUCUGAGCUAGGAUCGACAUCGGGACUCGACGAGGGUGGUGCCAUGCUCUGUCUUCCAGCGACUAGCCCGGUCACCCCUCCGCCCCCUCGCGUUCGGCGUGGUAAGCUAGUGCGCCGCCCUCCGCCUAACAGGAAAAAGGAUGCAUCGACAAACGUCGUGAGCUCGGUUUCUCCGCGAACCCCACGACGACCUAGAAAGCUUUCACGCGCACGAACCCGAUCCACACCAGCCAAACCACACUUGAAUCCACGGACCCCGUCACAGAGCACGGCGCACUCUGUUAACAAUCCCGGGUUGAAGCGACAGAUGAUGCUGCUGUGGAAAAGAUUGCGCAACCCAGGCAUCCCAUUCGCCAAGCGCAAUUCACGGCGCUUUUCGUUUAUGCCCCCAGGAUUCGUCCGGAUCGACAUACCGCAGGAGUUCCAGCAGCUUCGUAAUUGCUCUGGGUCAUCCAAUGAUGCCCUGCUUCAGCUCGACGACCCGACAGUAAUCCCGAGUAAGAAAUGGCAACAAUAAUCCGACGACAUCUCCGCUAUGGAACGACUUUUACGACCUUCUACAUUCAUGAAUCUCUGCGUGAUGACAAUACGAGUUGCAUUCGAGCCCAGCAAUAUCCAAUAAACACGGUAGAAUGAAGCAAUUGCAAUGCUAGCCC
This is a messenger RNA of Coprinopsis cinerea okayama7#130, 794 nucleotides long. RefSeq lists its product as hypothetical. The record is from RefSeq and is a predicted model, not a curated record. Bases 182 to 655 code for a protein of 157 amino acids. NCBI's taxonomy places the organism in Eukaryota, Fungi, Basidiomycota, Agaricomycetes, Agaricales, Psathyrellaceae. The transcript has 3 exons.